GAAGUACUCUCUGUGUGUACUGCAUUCUCUCUCGGCCCAUUUUCGGUGUUUCUGUCUGCAACUGGAAGAGCGGCUUGCUGAGGGAGGAGAGAAUGCAGCAAGCUCAGAUGAUUGCUGUGGAGUACAGGGGAAAUGGGGGAUGGGCCACAGGAAGUAUGGAGAAUGGAGGAUGGAGCGCAGCAGCGAUGGAGGAUGCAGGGUGGAGUGGUUUCAGUCCCACAUCGCGGGUUGCAGCUGUCUCUGAGAGAUUGCAGCUAAGACGUGAAAGGACAAACGAACGGUUGACAUCCCUCAAGACAUUAUGGGACAACGAGAAACGGACGGAUGCUCGUCUCCGGGUGUGGAACUACGCAUCACAACGGCCAGUCGUAUGGAAGAAUGCAUUCGCAGCUGCUGCAGCGGGAACUGCUCUAACUAUGACCACCUUUCCACUUUCUACGAUCAAAACCCAAAUGCAGGCAGGUCUCCACAGCUCAUUCAUCGGCUGCGUUCUGAGUUUUGUGCAAAAACAUGGAGUACGGAAGCUAUACUCGGGUGUGAGCAUCGAUCUUAUUCAGAAUCUCCCAUACAGUUUCCUCUACGUUGGCACGUUUGAGACGCUGAAGUCGAUUGGGUUGCCUCGACCUUUUGCUGCUGCAGCAGGGUCCGCAGCAUCCUGCAUUGUGACAGUGCCUGCAGACAUGGUGACUCAGCGGAUGCAGGUCGCCAGUGUGGAGCACGGCUAUCGCACCCAGUGGACUGUCUUUGAAAACCUGAAAGAUCUCCUGGAAAGAAGGCGUGGUGGACGCAGAUUGACGACAUGUGAGAGCCUUAUGGUGGGCGGCAUCUCCGGAUGUGCUUCUGCGCUGUUCACCUGCCCAAUCGAUGUUGUGAAGACUCGCCUGCAGACGAACAUCAACUACAGGGGCGUGGCUCAUGCGCUGGAGCAUAUUGUAGCGCACGAGGGGAUAGGGGCGGUGUAUGCGGGACUGGUUCCGCGGACGCUCCUUGUUUUCCCAACCACAGCAAUCUUCUUCUGCGUGUAUGAGCAUGCGAAGCAACUCCUCUAUUCAAAGACAGCCCAGCUGCAGAUGAUGCCUUUGGAGACAAAAGGGGGGAGGUUACCAAAACGGACUUUCCGAAGAAGGGCAGGGACUCUCAGCCUCAGGGAAAAGCUAGAGGAAAAGGGGAUGCAGUUGAAGUCGAAGAUACUUCCGCCUCUUUGCCUUCCACUUCUAAGUUUUGGUACUCAGUGUGACGACGGGCGUGCACAUGUUUCCGCUGUGGGAGAAGGUGGUUGCCUUCAAGUUGGGCUAUCAUGUCGACAACAAGGCAGCCCAAGCAGUCCUUGAUGCUCAGUACUUGAUGACUCAUUCAUUAGCUGAUCUAUUUUCUGCGCCGUGCCACAAGGCUCAAGCUGCUGCACAGUUUGUGCCAUGGAUGGCUUCAGCAUCGACAUGACUCAUAAUCUGAUCUGCGCCGUGCUACAAGCUGAUGUGGGAAAUCACGCAAUGCCUUGCAAUCUGCACAUUUUGUGCCAUGGAUGGCUUCAGCAUCGAAUCGAACUUGGUCCGGUCACACAAGCUAAGCAAGGGAAACUCAAGAGUCUUUUCCUUUGACAAUGUGCGAUCUUGACUCUGCACACAUAAAGUAUACCCCAAUUGCAUCGUUGACCAGAGAGGAGGAGUCGGAGGACCCUUGAGCAUGCCAGCCAGCAUGCCAGCAUGCUGCUGUAGUCAAGAGUUCUAGGAGGCUAGGAGCAACCUCUUCAGGGCCUGACACUUUUCCUCUUUCGGAAAACGCUUUUUUUUUGGCGAUAAUGCCAAAUUGAAUUUGAAAGACUUGUAUAAAGUUGGCUCUCAAAUGUAGCAAAAAAACCAGGAUGCGGGCCGCUUUCCUUGCAUGUAUGUAUCCUAUACCUUGAGCACGGGAUGGCACGACUGGACGAUGAAGCAGCCACAAAGCUCCUUGUCUUCCUGUGUUGAGGUGGCUCAACCAACCGCGGCAACACGAACUAUGUAGGGAGAGUUUUGGAGUCCUGUCCUGCGGCGAGCUUCUCCGCUUGUUUUCAAGCAGUGUCAUGCGGAAAGACUUAGUCCGUUCUAUUCCCUUUUCCUCAGAAGAUUUUGAAUUGGAACUCGACACUCGUCAUGUUCCCGGAGCAAGUAAUCAAGUGGCUGGGAAUGAGCUGAAUGAAAGACAAAGUACGGCAGCUUCUUGUCUUUACUGCUAGCAGCGACGAUGGAAGGGAAGGAGACGCAUCCGUAGUGUAGUACCCGAAUGAUGCCAAAAUGAGGCACAGCUGCAGCCACUCGUCUACGCUUAGACAUUUAUGAUUUUUCGGCCCCGUCAUGUGGCAGUUGAGCCCCUCCACUUCGUUUUCAAACAUGCGGAAAAUCUGUCUGCUAUUCUUUUCUCCUCUCGGACCUACAGACUUGUUAUGUGCCUGCGCGUCCGACUCGUCGUACUCAAGCGUCUGGGAACGACCCGAUUUCUUGUCUUAUAUGUUAAGACCAGCGCUAGCGACGGCGACAGAAUCGGAGAAUCGGAGGAGCCGCAUCUGUAUCAGUACCGGGCCCCCGAAUGCAUGCGCAAAUGACGUUCUCACUUGAAAAACAGCUGAGCGCGCCCCAGGACGAGAGCUUGGCUUGUAGUGUAGUUAAUUGGUUCCUUUAAAUCCUUUUAUGGUGGCUUGCUUCUUGACAACCUUUUUUUUUUUUUUUUUUUUUUCCCCUUCCCUGUUGAGCUAUUCAGGUAGAUAUUGGUAUUCAAUUAGUGAUGACCUAGGGUUGGUAGCAUGUGUUGAGGUGGCUGUUUAUUUCUUGGUCAUCUCAACCAAAACCCCGAGAGGGCGACUCCGGCGGCUGAGAUAGGUAGCAGGCUUGUCGUCUGGGAGAAAGGCAGGGGCCAAACUCAAAGACUUAGUCCAGGACUGCUUCGUGUUUGAAACAUCAUCGUCAUCAUCAUUGCAACGGAGCGGAUGUGCAGAGAGCCGACAACUAGUCGACGUAACUCAGUUGCAUGUGGUACGAAUAGUACUUGAGUUAUGUAUUAUGUAUGUAUAUAUAUAUAUAUAUCGUCACAAACAUAUAUAUAUAACUCAAGUAUUUCAUAAUCGGUUUUCCAUAUUUUCAUCAAGCUACUGAAAAGUUUGUUUCUUCUAGGAAGUGAUACGACUGGUACAAGAAACCGGGUCGUCGUCCCCACCUGUGGAAAAUUUCACUGUGUGGUGCCUUUAGUUUAAAUUUGUAUUUCAAACUUGUUUCUAUUGCUUGUGUUCCUUGCACUUUCAGUC
Molecule: messenger RNA, 3274 nt
Organism: Chara braunii
Lineage: Eukaryota; Viridiplantae; Streptophyta; Charophyceae; Charales; Characeae
Source: the annotation of a GenBank genome assembly